Suncus etruscus (white-toothed pygmy shrew) is the source of this 1824-nucleotide messenger RNA. It is a transcript of the gene TAMALIN, whose product is annotated as trafficking regulator and scaffold protein tamalin. NCBI's taxonomy places the organism in Eukaryota, Metazoa, Chordata, Mammalia, Eulipotyphla, Soricidae. Gene Ontology annotation, biological process: signal transduction. Gene Ontology annotation, molecular function: protein binding. The record is from RefSeq and is a predicted model, not a curated record. The transcript has 8 exons. Bases 1 to 1170 code for a protein of 389 amino acids. Gene Ontology annotation, cellular component: plasma membrane.
AUGACCCUGCGCCGGCUCAGGAAGCUGCAGCAGAAGGAAGAGGCGACCGCCGGCCCGGACCCUGCCGCGCGGACCCCGGGCUCGGACGCCGCCCCGGCCCCGGCCCUGGCCUCGGGGUCCCCCGCAGCCUCCGCCAGCGCCGGCUCCCCGGGGGACGAGCUGUACGCGGCGCUGGACGACUACCACCCCGCCGAGCUGUACCGAGCGCUCGCCGUGUCGGGGGGCACCCUGCCCCGCCGGAAGGGCUCCGGGUUCCGCUGGAAGAAUCUCAGCCAGAGUCCUGAACAGCAGAGGAAAGUGCUGACUUUGGAGAAGCAGGAGAACCAGACCUUCGGCUUUGAGAUCCAGACAUAUGGCCUUCAUCACCGGGAGGAGCAGCGUGUGGAGAUGGUGACCUUUGUGUGCCGAGUUCAUGAGGCCAGCCCUGCCCAGCUGGCUGGGCUCACACCAGGAGACACCAUCGCCAGUGUCAACAACCUGAACGUGGAAGGCCUCCGGCAUCGAGAGAUUGUUGACAUCAUCAAGGCUUCUGGCAACGUGCUCAGGCUGGAAACUUUGUAUGGGACAUCAAUUCGGAAAGCAGAGCUGGAGGCCCGGCUGCAGUAUCUAAAGCAAACUCUUUAUGAGAAGUGGGGUGAAUACAGGUCCCUAAUGGUGCAGGAGCAGCGCCUGGUGCAUGGUCUGGUGGUGAAGGACCCGAGCAUCUACGACACUCUGGAGUCUGUGCGCUCCUGCCUGUACGGUGCGGGCCUGCUGCCAGGCUCUCUGCCCUUUGGACCCCUGCUGGCCGCCCCUGGGGGUCCCCGUGGGGGUGCCGGCCGCCCCGGGGGUGACCCCGAUGAUGCCGUCUACCACACGUGCUUCUUUCGGGGUGCAGAGCCCCCUGCCCUGCCGCCGGUGCCACCACCUGCCCGCGCACCCGGCCCCGCAGAGCCCCGCGCCUCCGCCCCUGCACCCCGCAAUCUGCUGAGCCGCAGUGCCAGUGUCAGGUGUGCUGGCCCCGGUGCGGGAGGCGGCGGCGUGCCUGGCUCGCUCUGGACUGAGGCCCGCGAGCAGGCCCUGUGCGGGCCGGGCCUACGCAAGACCAAGUACCGCAGCUUCCGCAGGCGGCUGCUCAAGUUCAUCCCUGGACUCAACCGCUCUCUGGAGGAGGAGGAGAGCCAGCUGUAGGGGUGCAGGGGCCGGGCAGAUGCGGGGAUGUAUUUAUUUAUUUAUUGGUUACAGUCAGUGCAGAAAGGGGGCCGGGCCAAGGGGACCCCAGGAGCCUCACUGUGGGAGAGGGUCCUGGCCAGCCCUGGUUCAAGGCCUGUGCCCGCAGCCUUGAACCCUGACCCCCCAGCGUUGUUUCUUCACCCCUAAACCACAGCCAGAGCUGGGGCUGGGGAGAACCGAGGGAGCUCAGGCUUGGGAGAGGAUCCAGCACCCAAAACGGGGCGUCCCACCCCACAUCGGGGAUUGUAGUGCCUUGUGGGGUAUCCAGGAAACCCCUCUUAUGUGGGGACCGGUCCCACACAGCCCUCUCCUCAGCUUUAUUUGCUCCCCAACCUUGGCCUUGGGGAAGAUGACCAGUGGUCGGUCUCCCUUUCACCCCCCCUCCCUAAAUGUUCUUCCAGUAACCAGCGGGUCCCUCUCCCGUCUGGCCUGGACCCCCCAAGGGCUUUGACACCACUCCAGGGCCUGUAACUAAGCCAGGUCCUGCCAGGGAGGGGUCCUGGGUUCUGCGCCCUUUGGCGGACAGCAACACGCAGGUCCAGCUGGGUGGGGGCAGCCAGACUGUUCCACUGUUUGUUUCUGAACCUCAGACAUAAAAUGGACAGGUUUUUG